Platichthys flesus (European flounder) is the source of this 2124-nucleotide messenger RNA. RefSeq names its product beta 3-glucosyltransferase b (gene b3glctb). Gene Ontology annotation, molecular function: acetylglucosaminyltransferase activity. The record is from RefSeq and is a predicted model, not a curated record. The transcript is spliced from 15 exons. Bases 157 to 1596 code for a protein of 479 amino acids. Gene Ontology annotation, cellular component: membrane. Lineage: Eukaryota; Metazoa; Chordata; Actinopteri; Pleuronectiformes; Pleuronectidae.
UCUCAGCUCAGCUGAUCUGCAGGGGUGGUGACCUGGUGUCCGCCAGAGAUCGCUGCAGCUCCACAGUGCACAGCCGCUAUUAGCAUGUAGCCGCUAACACAUCCAACCCGGCCGCCAUGAAAACACGGAGACUUUAAACGGAGCCGCAGAGGAGUCAUGUCGCUCCGGGAGGUGGCGGCGGGAUGUAAACUGUUUACUGCGCUGCUUCUGAUUCUGGGUCCCCCUGCUAAAGACAGACACACUGGCUUUGCUCAUGCGCUGGAGCAGCAGGAGCACGCUGCACGCGGAGCUGCUGAAGUCGAGGAGCUGGUCUUUGUGAUCCAGAGCCAGAGGAACUCCUACCACGCCCGUCGAGGGGUCCAGAGGAGGGCGGAGAUUCUGCAGCAGGCGGCUGAACUCGGGCAGGUGGUUCCGGUUGUUGUUCUCCUUCAUGAGCUGUCGGAGUAUGCAGGGGAUUGGAGUAUCCUCCCUGCGCUUCCCCAUCUCUCUGCCACACACGGCCAAUCAGCUUCCUGGUUUUUCUUCAUAGAGGAGGAAACCAGAGUCUCACUGGCUGCUCUGCUGCAGGUGCUCCACAGGUAUCAAGUCCACGAGGAAUGGUUUCUGGGUAAACGGCUCCAUGACAGCGAGGCUUCCAUCAUCCACCAUUAUGCUUUUUCUGAAGACCCCAGUUCCUUUGGUUACCCUGACCCUGCAGCAGGCUGGGCUCUCAGCACCCCCCUGCUCCACAGACUCACAGAGCGGAUCCAACACGGGAAUCUGAAGUCAGACUUUACCAUUGACUUGAAGCAUGAGAUUGCUUUGUUUAUUUGGGACGAAGGAAAAGGUCCAAAGCUGACAGCAGUUCCAGAGUUUUGCACAGAGCCGAGAGACAACUGCGCUACCACAUUUACAACUUACCUGCCUAACUGUGGAAAUUCGGUCUCGAAGGAUGACGUAUUUGUUGCUGUGAAAACUUGCCGGAAAUUCCACAGGGAGCGAGUGCCAGUGGUGAAAGCAACAUGGGAGAGUGACGCUGGGUUUCUGGAGUAUUACAGCGACGUCACUGACGCCUCGAUACCCACCAUCAGCCUGGGAGUGCCCAACACUGAGAGAGGACACUGUGGGAAGACAUUUGCCAUCUUGAGGCGGUUCCUUAGAGACACUGGACCAAAGGCUGACUGGCUUCUCAUUGUUGAUGACGAUACACUCAUCAGUUUACCCAGGUUGCGGCGACUGCUGCGCUGCUAUGAUCCAAAGGAAGCGGUGAGCCUCGGGGAGAGGUACGGCUACAGCCUGAUUAACCACGGAUACAGCUACACCACGGGAGGAGGAGGGAUGGUGCUUAGUAGGCCUGCAGUCUCCAGGCUCGUCUCCAGUGGUUGUAGAUGCUACACUGACGAUGCUCCUGACGACAUGGUGCUGGGCCGGUGCUUCACUUCCCUCGGUGUCCCCAUCACACACAGUCCACUGUUCCACCAGGCCCGACCGGAUGACUACAACCACACGCUGAUGUCCUUGCAGCAGGCCAUCUCCUUCCACAAGCACUGGAACGUAGACCCCGUGGCCGUCUACAGACACUGGCUGGAGGAAACACCCCCACGAGAUGAACUGUAGAAACAUGGCACAGUAACAAACUGUAGAAACCUACGUUGCACUGUAGCGUAAAGUUAACGAUGUGCAAAGUUAAUCAAUAUUUUUGAUAUCAUUAUUAGAUCUAAUGUCUGUGCGUCAGGUGGAAUGGGUGGCACAACGUUACAGCCCGGGUGUGUCUCUCCAGAGGUUGAGCUCAUCAUCUUGGACAAAUAAACUGCACAUUCAAAUGACGUCUGAAUAUCUUAACCCUGAAAUUAGUUUUGCAAAAAAGACUUGAAAUGCAGCAACAUGUGUGUAUGAGGCUUUAGAUAUUUAAUUUAUUGAAGAGUGAUUAUUUCCAUGUGUUAUUUUUGUGUUUGACAAGCAUUGUUUUGACUUGAAAACCAGAUCUUUACAUUUUUCCGGAUUGUAUUUCUGUUUGUUUUGUAUCUGUGAAGAAAAGAGUUUACCAAGUCGAUAAUAACCCCGUGAGUGAUUCUCUGAAGGAGGAUUUUUCAAUAGAAUUUAUUUUUUUAUAUAUGUGUGAGGCUGUCUGUCUGUGUGUGUGUG